CCGGGCAACCGGGCUGCACCUCGCGGGGCCGACUUCGCUUCCUUGCUGGGAGUGCGCCUGCGCGGUCGGUCGCUGAGGGGUUUUCACCUCCGCUUCCACUCCCCCUGACGCCCCACAGGGGCUCGGGCCCAGCGGGACCAUGUUCACCAGCACGGGCUCCAGCGGGCUUUAUAAGGCUCCUCUGUCAAAGAGCCUUUUGCUGGUCCCCAGUGCCCUGUCCCUUCUGCUGGCUCUCUUGCUGCCUCACUGUCAGAAGUUCUUCGCAUAUGACCUGCAUGCCAUCAAGAACGACUUCCAGAUUUGGAGGUUGAUAUGUGGAAGAAUCAUUUGCCUUGACUUGAAAGAUACUUUCUGCAGCAGUCUACUUAUUUAUAACUUUAGAAUAUUUGAAAGACGGUAUGGAAGCCGGAAAUUUGCAUCCUUCUUGCUGGGUUCCUGGAUCUUGUCAGCCUUAUUUGACUUUAUCCUUGUGGAAGCUGUGCAGUAUUCAUUUGAUAUCACUGUGGCCAAUAAUUUGCCUUCUGGAUUCUUGGCACCCGUGUUUGCUCUGUUUGUACCAUUUUACUGCUCCAUACCAAGAGUCCAAGUGGCACAAAUUCUGGGCCCGUUGUCCAUCACAAACAAGACAUUGAUUUAUAUAUUGGGACUACAGCUUUUCACCUCUGGUUCCUACAUCUGGAUUGUAGCCAUAAGUGGACUCAUUUCUGGCAUGUGCUAUGAUCACAAAGUUUUCCGGGUUCACCAGGUGUUCUGCAUCCCCAGUGGGAUGGCUCAGUUCUUCUCUUGGACUCUUGAACCCAUCUUCUCAUCUUCAGAACCCACCAAUGAGGCCAGAGUUGGGAUGGGAGCUACUGUGGACAUCCAAAGGCAGCAGAGGAUGGAGCAGCUCGAUCGGCAGCUGAUGCUCUCUCAGUUUGCACAAGUGAGGCGUCAGAGGCAGCAGGGAGGAAUGAUCAAUUGGAAUCGACUUUUCCCUCCUUUACGUCAGCGACGAAAUAUAAACUACCAGGACAGUCCACAGUCUGAACAGCAAGCAUCUCCUCCUCUGGAAGUUUCUGAAGAGCAGGUUGCCCGGCUCAUGGAGAUGGGAUUUUCCAGAGGAGAUGCCUUGGAAGCCCUAAGGGCUUCAAACAAUGACCUCAACAUGGCCACCAACUUCCUGCUGCAGCACUGACGUUUAGCCCGGCUGCUGCAUGACAGUGGAGUGUCCCCGUCACAUCAACCUGAGGACCAAGCAGACUCCGGCACAGAUAUACAGAUGUCCUGCCACGCACUGUCCUUAACGCCAAGAUGGUUACCACUGUGGUAUCAAAAUAAGUUUGCCAUUAAAUUAACAUGUCUUUUCUAUCUUUAUUUUUUUAUUGGGCAUUUCUCUGAGUCUGGCGAAUCAUCAUUCCUAACAUGUUGAAAUACACUACAGUUGCAGGUUUCUGUGCCAGUUUCAUAGCG
Molecule: messenger RNA, 1449 nt
Organism: Nannospalax galili (Upper Galilee mountains blind mole rat)
Lineage: Eukaryota; Metazoa; Chordata; Mammalia; Rodentia; Spalacidae
Gene: Ubac2
Product: UBA domain containing 2
Exons: 9
Coding region: 140-1174 (344 amino acids)
Molecular function (GO): serine-type endopeptidase activity; protein binding
Source: RefSeq, a predicted model, not a curated record